CAGCUUCACGGCUGUUUGUGUUUCCGGUAUAGACACGUGAUUUCCUUAUAGUAUUUUCCAGGAAAACCUGAGGCGUCGGUCCGUUACUAUCAGUCUCACCAUUUACAUGACAACAUGGGGGCUUGUCUGGCCUUAUGCUCGUUAGCCAGCUGUGCCUCCUGUCUGUGUGGCUCAGCACCAUGCCUUCUGUGUGGCUGCUGUCCCUCCUCCAACAACUCCACCAUCACGCGGCUGGUUUUCUCCUUGUUUUUGCUGAUGGGGACCAUGGUGUCUGUCAUCAUGAUCCUCCCUGGGAUGGAAACGGAGCUCCGCAAAAUCCCAGGAUUUUGCCAAGGAGGUGCUAGUGUAGUUGGAAUUGACAACGUGGCUAACUGUGAUGCCCUUGUGGGCUACAAGUCUGUGUACCGUAUGUGCUUCGCCAUGACCUGCUUCUUCUUCCUGUUCUCCGCCAUCAUGAUUCGCGUCCGCAGCAGCAAAGACCCACGAGCAGCUAUUCAAAAUGGGUUCUGGUUCUUUAAGUUUCUGAUCCUGGUUGGGAUAACGGUGGGAGCGUUUUUCAUCCCUGACGGAUCAUUUCAUACGGUAUGGUUUUACUUUGGAGUGGUUGGAUCCUUCAUCUUUAUCAUCAUCCAACUUAUUCUCCUCAUCGAUUUUGCCCACUCCUGGAACAAGGUGUGGGUAGGAAAUGCAGAAAACAGUGACAACAAAUGCUGGUUUGCAGGCCUGUUGUCUUUCACCUUCCUCUUCUUCGCCCUGGCUAUCACUGCUGUGGUGCUUUUCUACGUUUACUACACACAGCCUGAAGACUGCACCGAGCACAAGGUCUUCAUCAGCCUCAACCUGAUCUUCUGCAUCAUCGUCUCCAUCGUCUCCAUCCUACCUAAGAUACAGGAAGCCCAGCCACACUCCGGUUUGCUCCAAGCUUCGAUCAUCUCCCUCUACACCAUGUAUGUGACUUGGUCUGCAAUGACCAACAACCCAAAUCGGAAGUGUAAUCCCAGCCUGUUGAGUCUAGUGUCGAACGUCAGCACCACUGAACCAUCUGGGGACAGUACUCCAGGACAGGUGCAGUGGUGGGACGCCCAGGGCAUUGUUGGUUUGAUCAUCUUCCUCUUCUGUACUCUCUAUGCCAGUAUCCGCUCGUCCAGUAACACCCAGGUAAACAAGCUGAUGCAGACCGAGGAGGGCGGAGGGUCAGGUGGAGAGGGCGUGGUGGGAGAAGACGGCAUAUGCAGAGCGAUGGACAAUGAGGAAGAGGGAGUCACCUACAGCUACUCCUUUUUCCACUUCCACCUCUGUCUGGCCUCUCUGUACAUCAUGAUGACUCUCACCAACUGGUACCAACCAGACACCACCACCCAGGCCAUGCAGAGCAGUAUGCCAGCUGUGUGGGUGAAGAUGAGCUCCAGCUGGCUGGGCCUCGGGCUUUACCUCUGGACCCUCAUCGCCCCUCUCAUCUUCCCUGACAGGGAUUUUAACUGAACGCGCCUUGUCUUCUGGCUCUGUUUGGUUGUUUUUGCUUGUUUGUUUUGUUUCUUAUCUCGUGUAUCAACCCGUAUGAAGGAUGUUAUAAAGGAAAGAGGAAGGAUAUUUUUAAAGGAAUCACUUAACCCUUCUUUUUAUUCCUUUUUGAAAUAACUGCUUAAUAAAUUGCCAUUAUGUCUAUUUAAUUUACCAAGUGUAGGAAUCACUACAGAUAUUUUAAAGUAUAAGUGGAUUUUUAGUCAACUUGAUCUUCUGCUGAAUGUGGUUUGGUUGAACAUCGGUAUAUUUUAGUUUCUGGACUAUCAGAAAAAAUUAGCAACAAGGCACUUUCUCAAUACCUCAGACGUUUCAGUUACAGAUUCCCCUUUGAGGGCCUGUGAGGGACAACCAGCGCAGCCCUCCUUAGGAGCCCCAGAGUGAGGUGAGUGUGAGAGUUAGAUAAGACUAAUGUGACACACCCCGCAGAUCAUAACAGGGCUUCCCCUUUGCUGCUGGGCUGUAUUCAAAGCCAUGUCACUGCACCAUGCUCCAGAGAGCCCAGAAAGAAUAGAAACAGUCUAAUCUCAGCUCUUCCUCGCCUUCUUCAACCUAAGUCAAUAUAUCUCCGGUGCUAAGCCUUUCCCUGUCUGACUGUCUUUGGCCUCGUACGGCCACGGCGUCAAUCUGUACCUGUGCAGCAGCCUUUUUGCAGAAGAGAGACGUGUAUUGAUCCACAGCCGUCAGCAUCAUUCUGAUGUGCAGUGAAAUGGUUGAGGAGGUGAUGGCGUGAACUCCACAUCACCCGUGCUCUCACAAAUGACAUUAUUUCAAGAACGCUGCAGAGCAUGAGUUUAGAGAAAAUUGACUUCUUAAAUGUUGCCAUGUAAAAAACACAAUAAAACAUUUCAGAAAUAAUGAAUUGCUGUUAAAUGGUAUUGACCUUCAUAGUAUUUUGAUGGUUGUAAUGGUGGAACAGUAAUAUGCAUUAUAUAGUAGUUCCCCAAAUUUCAAUAUGAAUGGUAUGAGUUAAAAAAUCAUCAGUAUAUUUUGUACUUAUGGGAAAAGUGAUUUUGGUACAAUCUUGAAAAUGUUCUGUGUUUUUAGUUAUAUUCUUUUUCAACAUUUCAACGCCCACACACAAAUCUGAUUUCCUGUUUCCCUGGCUGCAUUUGAAUAUUGUUAGUGAAGUUUUAAUUUGAUGAAAUAAAUGUCAUUUUUUUCCAUUUAAAUUUAGUUUAUCAAAAAUGUCAUAGUUAUUUUACAUUUUACAAUUAUUGCCCCAAUAAGUAGUUUGUGUCAUAUCAUAAUAUGGUAUUUCAAAAAUAUUGUUAAGUGCCUUUUGUAGUCUCGCAUUUCAAAAAAAUCACGAAUGUGACGUGCUUAUUAUGCCUCAUACAUGUGGUGAGUCAGUCAUUGCAUGCCGUGAGGCACAGGCCUGUGGCAUGAAUUAUCAUUGUAAUUCAUGUAUAAACAUGUUAUUUUUUUGUUUUGUUUUAAAUAAAGAUAGGAAUCUUUCACAGUCA
Scophthalmus maximus (turbot) is the source of this 2987-nucleotide messenger RNA. RefSeq names its product serine incorporator 2, like (gene serinc2l). The record is from RefSeq and is a predicted model, not a curated record. Gene Ontology annotation, cellular component: membrane. The transcript is spliced from 10 exons. Lineage: Eukaryota; Metazoa; Chordata; Actinopteri; Pleuronectiformes; Scophthalmidae. The coding region runs from base 115 to 1482 and encodes 455 amino acids.